CGGCGACUAGACUGCGCAUGCGUGUCAGUGGCGUUUGCAGCGGACCGGGCUGGCAGUUCCUUCCUCGGAAGGGAAGAUUCCUCUGCCAUGGAGUCCUACGAUGUGAUCGCCAAUCAGCCUGUUGUGAUCGACAACGGAUCCGGUGUGAUUAAAGCUGGUUUUGCUGGUGAUCAGAUCCCCAAAUACUGCUUUCCAAACUAUGUGGGCAGACCCAAACAUGUUCGUGUCAUGGCAGGAGCCCUUGAAGGUGACAUCUUCAUUGGCCCCAAAGCUGAGGAGCACCGAGGGCUGCUGUCCAUCCGCUACCCCAUGGAACACGGCAUCGUCAAGGACUGGAAUGACAUGGAGCGGAUCUGGCAAUAUGUCUACUCUAAGGACCAGCUGCAGACUUUCUCCGAGGAGCAUCCUGUGCUCCUGACCGAGGCUCCUCUAAACCCUCGGAAGAACCGUGAGCGGGCUGCAGAAGUUUUCUUCGAGACCUUCAACGUGCCAGCUCUCUUCAUCUCCAUGCAAGCUGUGCUUAGCCUUUAUGCCACAGGCAGGACCACGGGCGUGGUGCUGGAUUCUGGGGAUGGUGUCACCCAUGCAGUCCCGAUUUAUGAAGGCUUCGCCAUGCCUCACUCUAUCAUGCGCGUCGACAUUGCUGGCCGAGAUGUCUCUCGUUUCCUUCGCCUCUACCUACGUAAGGAGGGCUAUGAUUUCCACUCCUCCUCCGAGUUUGAGAUUGUCAAGGCCAUAAAGGAAAGAGCCUGCUACCUGUCCAUAAACCCUCAGAAGGAUGAGACACUAGAGACCGAGAAGGCACAGUACUACCUGCCCGAUGGCAGCACCAUCGAGAUCGGCCCUUCCAGGUUCCGUGCCCCUGAGCUGCUGUUCAGGCCAGACUUGAUUGGGGAGGAGAGUGAGGGCGUCCAUGAGGUCCUGGUGUUCGCCAUCCAGAAGUCUGACAUGGACUUACGGCGUACACUCUUUUCCAACAUCGUCCUCUCAGGAGGGUCUACUCUGUUCAAAGGUUUUGGUGACAGGCUACUGAGCGAAGUGAAGAAACUGGCCCCCAAAGACGUGAAGAUCAGGAUAUCUGCACCCCAGGAGAGACUGUAUUCCACGUGGAUUGGAGGCUCUAUCCUUGCUUCCCUGGACACCUUUAAGAAGAUGUGGGUCUCCAAGAAGGAAUACGAAGAAGAUGGUGCCCGGUCCAUCCACAGGAAAACCUUCUAAUAUUGAGACGUCACCUUCACCUCCCUCUGAAGUUAACUCCACUUGAAAACUCGCUUUCUUGAGUUGGAGUGUUGGAGAGGAACUGCCUGUAUGUGUGAGUGAGUGUGUGGGUAUGUAUGAGUGUGUGCGCAUAUCGAGUGCCGUGUGGCCCAGGGAUCCUGGGCCCAGAAAGGACAUUGAACUACCCACGAUGGUGAUGGCCUGAGGCCUGGGGUUGACUACUAACUGGCCCCUUCCAGGGAAGAGCUCUGGCAGAGGCCCACUCCUUUCUCAGCUAGGCCUUUGGCUGGCUGUGUGGAACUAUGGUUACUACCAUAGAGAGACCUUGCUGCUGCCAAUCUAGGCUGGGCUGGCCCCACCCCACCCCAGAGUGCCGUGAGGCUGGAGGCAGCUGCUGGCUCCCCUGCUCACCAUUCUGCUGUCCAUGCCUCUGGAUCAGACUGAGAACUGCGGCUGGGGCUAAGUGCUGUCUGGCUUUGUUUCAUUUUGGGUUUGGGAGACUGAAAAAGCGCUCCAACAGUGGCUGUAGACUGGUCUCAGGAGACAGCAGGGUACACUCAUGGCCACAGGGAACCAGGUAGGAACCAGGACCACACUGGGCAUUUGAGGAGGACAGGGAAUAGCUGCAGGGUUAAUUUACAAGCCCCAGCCACAUCCAGGGGUCCUGGGAAACUGUAAGGACCUGUGGGCUCCAGCUCCUGGAUUUGCUUCUCAUCCACCCUUGUUCCAAUGCCAUCUUCACAGUUUUAUUUAUUGUACGUUUAUUCGGUAAAGGGACUGCAGAGAGGGCUCACUGUCCCCUGCUUACACACCACCGGUCACCUUGCUUACACUAAUGUUUACAGCACCUAGGCUUUCCAUAGCAUCCGGGCCGUCACCCCUGCUGAUUGUGAACUGACAGUAUUCAUAGGCCUCAGGACUCUGCGGGAUUGGAGGCUGCACACAGAGGUGCCCAGGCAGUCUCUUCUUUCCUCCUUCCUCCGUUUGCUCACUGCCCUGGAACCACCAGGCUGGUUGCGGCUGGAUUUUCAAAACAGGAAAUCGCAUCACUCUUUGGCAGAGGCCUCUUGCGAGGGAGGUAUGUUGGAGAUCUAGACCCUUGAAAACUAAGACAGCUGCAGUUGACCAUGUUGCCUUCCGCCACUCUAGCUGACGAGGGAGGCUAGGGUAAAGUGGUGGGGAGGCCCCUUCUGGGCUGGCCAAAGGCCCCCCUGACUUUGCACCUGUUUGGGAAUGGAGAGAAGGGCCCAGACCAAAGUGCCAAGAACUGAUGGGCUCUGGCCUGGCUCUCAGAAGCGGUCCAAGGACCUUUGUACCCACACAGUACAAAGCUAGGGCGAGCCCGUCUGCACCGACAUUCUCACCAGUGAUACCAGGUCCACCUCAGCUCCAGAUUCCAGACAGUAUUCUCUCUCCACCAUCCUAUGACCAAAGGCCCCUGCCAGAUGUAAGCUGAAGCUGGUGUGUGUGGAAUCAAUGUGGCAACCCAUGGACUGCAGUGCGCUUAACCAGCUCCAUCUCUCUUAGCCCAAGCCUGUCCCUUGCAGAGCCUCGCAGAGCCACGUUGCCUGGUGGGGCCCAGUGUACUUAAAUAAAGUCGUUCCAAUAGA
This is a messenger RNA of Peromyscus californicus insignis, 2828 nucleotides long. It is a transcript of the gene Actr1a, whose product is annotated as actin related protein 1A. The record is from RefSeq and is a predicted model, not a curated record. The coding region runs from base 88 to 1218 and encodes 376 amino acids. The transcript has 11 exons. NCBI's taxonomy places the organism in Eukaryota, Metazoa, Chordata, Mammalia, Rodentia, Cricetidae.